AUGGAUGACGAAGAGGGUCCAGAGGGAGGCAUCGCAGGGCAGCGCAGAGGGAAGCUCCGAUUUGGCGCUAGAAAGGAAGGUUCGCACGAGAAGAAGGCAGAAAAGGAAAGGAGCGGGCGGGCUUUGCGGGCAGGAUGCAUCGCGCAGAAGGUCUGCUGCCUGGAAAGGAAGCUUCGCGCCGAAGGAGGCCACAGGAUCGCAGAAAGGAAGAAUAUUCCAUCUUUGGCUCCGGUGAAGGCUGCUUCCAAAGGAAUUUCUUCUGCCUGCUUGAUUGGAAAGGGAAUUGAAGGCUGCUGCAUUGGAAAGGGAAGAUCAAAAUUGUUCGCAAGACAGAUGGGCUCGCGGGAACGAACAGAUGGCGACGGCGGCGGCGGCGGGGGGGGCGUCACUUAUGAGGAGGUCCGCCGUAGGAAGCUGGAAGAGAACAAGAAAAAGCUGGAGGAGCUUAACCUCGGCCACCUAACCAUUGCACUGCGCGAAGCUGUUUCACCCAAGACCUCUCCAGCGAAGCCAUUAAAAAGAAAGGCCCAGUCGCUUCCGGGGCAAUUUGUGAUUCGCAGACGCUCUGAUCGAAUAGCUAAUUUGCCCGAGCAAAGCUAUAAAGAGGUACCUUCUUUUGAGAUUAUUGUACGGCCUCGCAGAGUGUUUAGGAGAACAGAUCUGGCAAAUCGUGUGUAUGCUUCAGACGAAGCCCGCGAGUACGCAACAGAAAAGGCUCUAGAGCUUCAAUCACAGCUCGAUCCGACCCAUCCUAGCUUUGUUAAGCCAAUGCUGAUAUCUCAUGUCACUGGAGGCUUUUGGCUGGGCCUUUCGAAGCAAUUUUGCACCUCUCAUCUGCCCAAUCGCGAUACAUGGUUUACUUUAAUUGAUGAAGACGACGAGGAAACACAAACUCUUUACUUAGCUCCAAAAACUGGGUUAAGUGCUGGUUGGAGGGGCUUUUCUAUAGCUCAUGAGUUGGUCGAUGGAGAUGCUCUAGUAUUCCAUUUAAUUAAACCUACAGCAUUUAAGGUCUACAUAAUUAGAUGCAGUGGCUUUGAUGAUAGCAGUUGAUGUAGCUUCAGUAGCAUCAGGAGCAACAGUGCUUGCAACCACUGGCUUAAUCUUCAACUGUUGCCAGAGGGAAGGCUACGGCAAUGCAGAAUGAGUCAAAAUUUUCCGUUAUUUUUCUUAAUAUAAAUAUGAAAUUCCGUGCCAGUUUUUUGGUGAGGUCGGCCGCCGCUUGUUACCUGUGUUGUAAGCACAUUUGAUCUCAAACCUAACGGCUAUAUAUCAUCAUCCUGCUUGAGUUGCCUUCAAUGUUCUAAAAAAUCAUUUUCGGUGAAUUAUUCAUCAUUGGAAGAAU
Phalaenopsis equestris is the source of this 1345-nucleotide messenger RNA. RefSeq names its product B3 domain-containing protein Os06g0194400-like. The record is from RefSeq and is a predicted model, not a curated record. The transcript is spliced from 10 exons. Lineage: Eukaryota; Viridiplantae; Streptophyta; Magnoliopsida; Asparagales; Orchidaceae. The coding region runs from base 1 to 1053 and encodes 350 amino acids. Gene Ontology annotation, molecular function: DNA binding.